This is a messenger RNA of Exophiala viscosa, 2369 nucleotides long. RefSeq lists its product as uncharacterized. NCBI's taxonomy places the organism in Eukaryota, Fungi, Ascomycota, Eurotiomycetes, Chaetothyriales, Herpotrichiellaceae. Gene Ontology annotation, biological process: protein palmitoylation. The transcript has a single exon. Gene Ontology annotation, cellular component: Golgi membrane. Bases 117 to 2276 code for a protein of 719 amino acids. The record is from RefSeq and is a predicted model, not a curated record. Gene Ontology annotation, molecular function: protein binding; palmitoyltransferase activity.
CAGGGUGCCAUGAAUAAUCAGGCUACCACAAUACAUGUCGCUUGAGCUGCACAGUGAUAUGACCGUGGCAACAUUAUGUUCACGGUGACGACAACGCUACCCUCUACCAAGUCGCAAUGUCGUCCCCAGCGUCUCAAAAGUUGGCGCAUCCCCCGAACACGAAGUCCAACGCGACCUCUCCCCAGGUGACCUUGGAGGAUGUUGAGCUUGCGCCCAUGCAAAAUGGCCAGGCAGAGCCGAGUCUCCCUCUCGAAGAGGACAUUAUGCAGUGUGCGCGCAUCGGCGCCCUGGAACACAUUCAGAAGAUGAUACAGUCCGGGAAAUACGAUGCGAACUACAAGGAUGAAGAGGGAAUCACACCUUUGCACUGGGCUGCUAUCAAUAACCAAUUUGCGGUCUGCAAAUACCUGCUAGAACAAGGAGCAGACGUCAACGCAAAAGGAGGAGAAUCGAACGCGACUGCGGUUAUGUGGGCGUCGCAAAGAUGCCACUUUUAUAUCGUCAACCUUCUCCUACAGAAUGGAGCCGAUCCUCUGUUGACCGAUGGCCAAGGAUACAAUAUCCUCCACCUUGCUACCAUCGAUGGAAAUGCGCUACUUCUGAUCCUCUUGUUACAUCAAAAUAUCCCAGUUGACAUCCCAGAUCCUCAAGGUCACACAAGUCUGAUGUGGGCGGGCUACAAAGGAUGGCCUGCUUGCGUCGACCUCCUGUUGCGUUGGGGAGCUAACGUAAAAGCGACAGACGACAACGGGUACACACCUCUGCAUUGGGCUUUGGUCAAGGGUUCUAAACCCUGUCUGGACAAAUUGCUCGAGUAUGGCGCCGACAGAUUCGCAAAGACGAAUGAGGGCAAGACGCCAAAUGUCUGCGCCGACGAAAUGAACACGAAACGUGUGUACCUACGGUCACUCGCUGAUCACGGCUACGAUGCCUCUGGGAACGUCAAAACCCUUCCUCUCAACCUACACAACCUGAUCCGAGAUCGCUCGAAAAUGUCCAAAUUCUUCUUCUCCUACCCCUUCGUGAUCAUGGUGAUCGGCCUGUACAUUAUAAGUCAUCUCAACAUAUUCAUUGGUUUGCCAAUCUUCCUGGUAACAUGCCUAGGCAUGCAAUACGGGGCUCAACGAAUUGCUCUACAUGGGCCGCUGGAAUAUCAUACAAUCCAUAAGACGCCGUAUCUGGCAGGCAUCUUUGCGGGCACACUAUUCUGGGUGGGAUUUAGUUAUUUGACCACCGUCCUACCCGCUACACUUUACAGAAACUUCUUCUCAAACAUCUUCUUCGCCGUCUCAUAUGCCAGCACGGCCUACUUUUACUUCCAGGCCAUGGUCGAAGAUCCAGGCUGGGUCCCCAAAUUGGCGUCCAGAAACCAACAGCGCGCCGCCAUCGAGGAACUCUUUUCUCUCUGGAAGUUCGAUGAAGAGAGUUUCUGCGUACAAUGCAUGGUACGGAAGCCUUUACGAUCCAAACACUGCCGGCGCUGCCAUCGCUGUGUGGCCAAGCAGGACCAUCAUUGCCCAUGGAUCCACAACUGUGUUGGCAACAACAAUAUUCGGCAUUUCUACAUCUAUAUUUUGAGUCUGGAAGUCGGCAUCAUCUUCUACGUUCAACUUGUUCUUUCAUACCUCGCUCUAUUACCUGCUCCAUCCGACGACGCCAUUUCCCAAUGUCACAUUCUUGGGCCAAUGCUUUGCAACUUCGUGCUCCGCGAUCCAUGGACUGUCGCCCUAACAUUCUGGGCCGUCCUCCAGCUCGUCUGGGUCACGAUGUUGAUCGUCGUGCAGACUGUACAAAUAUCCAAAAACCAAACGACCUAUGAAAACAUGAAACGACAUGAACAUUCUCACGACCACAACCCUUUGCUGCCACAACACGCUCGACCUGUCACCCAAGGUGCUUCUGCGGCCACUACAUCGCUGAACGAUACUGCCGCAGCUUCAACUCGCAUCAACCCGGUCCCUCGCCGGCCUGACGGCUGUUUUACACGGUGGAAGAAGCUUCUUGGCCUGGACGCAUUCCUGGCCACCGCGUCCGAUGCCUCGCAUGGGAAACUCCAGUCUCGCAAUGCGAAUCCUUUCACCCGCGGCGUCAUUGGAAAUUGCAAAGACUUCUGGUGUGAUCCUGCACCCAUCUUUGGCAAACGAGAAAACGGCAAGGGAUAUCUCGGUGGGGAAGUCGUAGACUAUGCACAUCUCUAUGAGGUGCCCCUGAGACUAAGAAGAGGAGCCGGUGGUAUGGCUUAUAGCAGCGUAGCUACGGAUGAGGAGGAGGUGUGAAAUCUAUAUCGCGCCGCGCUCAUCCUCAUCCAGGCAAUUCUUUUACGUGCAUAUUUUCAGCCAGGAGUCGGUCGUCCACUUUCAUAAUGUACU